UCUUUCUCUUUCACAGAUCUCACAGCUGAGGGAUCACUGACGUCUCUGAGCUGCAGAGGACAGCAUCUGACAAGCAGAACCAGUGAGGAUCAGCGGCCAGGAAGCCGGAAGAGGGAGAAACUAUUCAAACAGUCGCUGUUGCUGAGAGGAGAAAAUGGCAAAGAGAGGAGCUCAGCUGGACGCAGAAAAGUUCUCUUGCUCCAUCUGUCUGGAUCUCCUGAAGGAUCCGGUGACGGUUCCCUGUGGACACAGCUACUGCAGCGACUGUAUUAAAAGACACUGGGAUGAACAGGACGACAGCGGAUUCUACAGCUGCCCUCAGUGCAGGAAGAGGUUCAGGCGAAGGCCGAAACUGAAGAAAAACAUCCUGUUGGCAGAGUUAGUGGAGAAUCUUAAGAAAACUGAACUGCAAGUUGCUGGACCUCAAGAUGUGUCCUGUGAUGUUUGCUUUGGGAGGAAGCUGAAAGCCGUCAAGUCCUGUCUGGUCUGUUUGGCCUCUUACUGUGAGGAACAUCUCCAACCUCACUAUCGAUCUGCUGCUUUUAAGAAGCACAGGCUGCUGGAGCCCUGCAUGAAAAUCCAGGAGAAGAUCUGCUCUCUUCAUGAUGAAGAGACGGAGAUUUUCUGUCGCACCGAUCAGCAGAGUAUCUGUUACCUCUGCACCAUGGACCAACACAGAGACCAUGAAACAGUCCCAGCUGCAGCAGAGAGGAGGCAGAAGCAGAAAGAGCUGGAGGAGAGUCGACUGAACGUCCAGCAGGGAAUCCGAGAGCGAGAGGAAGCUGUUGAUCGACUUAAGGGGCGGAUCAUCGGCAUCAAUUUCGAAGCUGAUGAAGUAGUGGAGGAAAGCGAGGUGUACUUCACCGAGAUGAUCAGUUUCAUCCAGGAUAAGAGUAGUGAGGUGAAACAGCAGGUCAGAUCCUAUCAGGAAUCUGUAGUGAGUGAACUCAAAGAGCUUCAGGGGAAAAUACAGCGAGAGCUCAGUGAGCUGAAGAGGAAAGACGUCCAGAUGGAGCAGCUGGUUCACACAGAGGACCACGCCCAGUUUCUGAUCAGCUACCCCUCAGUGUCAGCACUCAGUGAGCUCACACACUCCUACAGCAUCCAGACUGCUCCUCUGAAAGACUUUAUGGAUGUGCCAGUAGGUGUGAGAAACAUCAUGGUGAAUCUGUGGGACAUCCUGCGAGAGCACAUCACGCUGAAAGCCACUAAACAGCAGUUUGUACCGCUAUGCCCACAGCCAGAGACCAGAGAAGAUUUCUUACAAUACGCACAGAAGAUCACACUGGAUCCAAACUCUGCACACAGAGAGCUGUUAUUAUCUGACAAGAAGAGAAAAGUAACUUAUACGGAAGAAGCUCAGCCUUAUUCUUAUCAUCCACAAAGGUUCAGGAGGUACCUUCAGGUUCUGAGCAGAAAUCCUCUGAUGCACCGUCAUUACUGGGAGGUGGAGGUGAGAGGAGAAGGAGUUUUUGUCGCAGUAACAUACAAGGACACCAGCACAGCAGGGGGCUACACUGAAUGUGGGUUUGGAUCAAAUUCCAAAUCUUGGGCUUUAUUUUGUGAUGCUGCCAGUUUUAAAUUUCGGCACAACAACAAACUAACUCCCGUCUCAGGUCCCUGGUCCUCCAGAGUGGGAGUGUACCUGGAUCACACAGCAGGUGUUCUGUCUUUCUACAGCGUCUCUGAAACCAUGACUCUCCUCCACAAAGUCCAGACCGCCUUCACUGAGCCUCUAUAUGCUGGAGUUUGGCUUUAUCCUGAAGAAGGAGAUUCUGUAAAGUUCCUGAAGCCUCAGAAGAGGACUUCCAUCAGAUCAUCAGAUGAGUUGAGUUAG
Messenger RNA from Salarias fasciatus (jewelled blenny), 1837 nucleotides. RefSeq names its product tripartite motif-containing protein 16-like. Lineage: Eukaryota; Metazoa; Chordata; Actinopteri; Blenniiformes; Blenniidae. The record is from RefSeq and is a predicted model, not a curated record. The coding region runs from base 155 to 1837 and encodes 560 amino acids. The transcript has a single exon. Gene Ontology annotation, molecular function: zinc ion binding; protein binding.